Dermatophagoides farinae (American house dust mite) is the source of this 1927-nucleotide messenger RNA. Lineage: Eukaryota; Metazoa; Arthropoda; Arachnida; Sarcoptiformes; Pyroglyphidae. The record is from RefSeq and is a predicted model, not a curated record.
CACCAGUUCAGUGAUUUUUUUUUUUUUUUUGAUAUCAAUUUGAUGAUGAUGAUGGAAAAAAAAAUAACCGAAAGCAUUACCCCGACAAUGACAAAUUGAUCUGUUUUUUUUUUGUUAUUAUUUUCGACCAUCCAUCCAUGUGUGUGAUUCAUCCGUGUGUUCAGUAUAUAUGGGCGAAAAUGUUGGCCACAAACAACAAACGAAUAAGGAAAAAAAAAUGGUUCGACAAGUUUUUUUUUGUGUGUGGCCAACAUUUUUUUUUUCGUUUGUUUGUUGUUCGUAUUUUCCAGAAAAUGCUGAACCUUGAACUUGUUCUUGUGACCAGUAAUGAUCAUCACCAGGUAGUAGUGGUGGCCAAAUAAAAACAAGUAUUUCUUAUGCGUUUGCAUCUGGUAUUUGGUAUUGACUUGUUUUGUUUUGUUUUGUUUUUUUUGUUGUAAAGAAAAUCUUUAAAAACCGGCAACUCUUUAUAUAAAAACGGAAAACUUGAACAACAAGGUAACGGUAAAUGAAUUUCAAUAGAAUCCAGUCGAAUUGAAAAAAAUGAUCAUGAUGAUGAUGAUGAUGAUGAUGAUUGAGGUUGAUACCAUAGAUUGGCUGCGAACAACCAAACAAAAAAAAACCGGUAUUCACAAUGAAUUUGUUGAAAAAAAAGAGCAAACGAAUGUUUUGUAUAAGAAGAAUUAUCUGGAUGGAUGACCUACCUUGAUAUCCUCAAUAAUAAAAAUUUUUUCAUUACCUUCCUUGACGUCUUGUUCAAAGACAUACACACACACACACAAACAGUAGUGUCGAUGUAACGGUUUGUUCGAUUGGAUAUAUAACAACGUGUUGAAGUAGAAGGAAAAAAAAUUUUCAAUUCUUGUCGAUUCUGUUAAAAAAUCGCAAAGAAACCGAAAAAAAUGCAUUCAUUCAAUCUGUUUAUUUUUCUCAUUAAUUUUACAUCAAUUCUUUGGCUUACCAAUGGCCAAUACGUUCAACAACAACUAAAUAAUUCAAAUGGACAUUCAUCAUCAUCAUCAUCAUCAUCAUCAAUUCAACAACAUCAGCAGCAGCGGCAGCAGCCACAAAUAAAUUUUUCAUUCACAAAUUCAACAUCAAAUGCUGAUAAUUUUCUCGAUGAUCGUAACAUACGGCUAAGUCAAGAUAAACGUGAAAUAUUACAAUAUUUGAAUACAAAAAAUGUAGUGAAAACAAUGUUAAAAUUAUUAUUCGGUACAAAUGAAGAAUCAAUGGUCACUUCACGUCAAGUGUUGAAUGUUUUUGUCAAGAUGUUAGAAGUAUUAAAAUCAUCAUUUGGACAACGUGCACGUUCAACAUCAACAACAUCACGAUUAAGAGAUACAAUGGAUAAUGCAGCACAAGCUGGUAUAUCAAUGAUACAAGGUUAUGUUAAAUCGGUAUUGGCCACCGAUAAACAAUGUAUAAAACGUUCCAUUUGUGAAGGUGCAUCGAAUGCAGCACGUGAAAGUCGUGAAUUGGGUAAUCUAAUUGCACAGGUUGGAGGAUAUGCAACCAGUUAUAUGUUGGAAAAUCAACGUUCACUACCAUUUGGUGCUAGUUUUGAAGCCAUACGUAUUGGACGUAAUGGUGCCGAUUGUCGUAAAGCAUAUAAAUGUCAUGAAGAACUUUGAAACCAACAACAACAACAACAACAACAACGACAACGACAAUAAAUCAUCAAAAUUUGACUAAUUAUCAUACAUGCCACAUUCAACAACAGCCCAAAUUAUCAUAUAUCAUCAUAUAAUUUAUAUUUAUAUAUAUAUAUUCCACACAUUUACAUGAAUUGAAUUCCAAUUGUCACAUAUAUGUAAUUGGUGUGAUACGUGUUAAUUAUCGCACAUAUAUACCCACCUACCUACACCCACACACACGCGCUCAUUAAUUCAUUCAUUUCAAUGAUGAUGAAAUUGGAUAACCAACC